This is a messenger RNA of Scophthalmus maximus (turbot), 5315 nucleotides long. It is a transcript of the gene prkacab, whose product is annotated as protein kinase, cAMP-dependent, catalytic, alpha, genome duplicate b. Gene Ontology annotation, cellular component: cAMP-dependent protein kinase complex; nucleus. Gene Ontology annotation, biological process: peptidyl-serine phosphorylation. The transcript has 11 exons. The record is from RefSeq and is a predicted model, not a curated record. Bases 798 to 1853 code for a protein of 351 amino acids. NCBI's taxonomy places the organism in Eukaryota, Metazoa, Chordata, Actinopteri, Pleuronectiformes, Scophthalmidae. Gene Ontology annotation, molecular function: ATP binding; cAMP-dependent protein kinase activity; protein kinase A regulatory subunit binding.
AGGAGGAAAAUAAUCGGUGACGAUUUCCUCGUUCGCUUUUUUUGCGUGGCCGCUGGACGCCGCCGCUGUAUUCUGAUGGCUUGCGAGCGGCCAAUCAACGCGCUCCGUGGCACCAGCAGCGGUCCAUCCACAGCCGAGCUCCAGCUGUCAAUCAACCCCGGCUCUGGCGAGUAGGCGGGACGUUCGCUCGACCGUAGUUCCGUCAUCCCGCUCGUCUCCGCGGCUACAAGGGGGGCCAAUGUUGAUUCGGGCGAAUUCCCAUCGUUGCCGGACCCCACCGAGAUUUGCUUUUUAAAAGUUGGGUUUCACUAAAGAGAUUGGCCGGCUUUCGACUGAGCACAUCACACCCCCCUCCCUCGGCGUCGCUGGGUUGUUGUGUUUUUUUCCCUCUAAAUUUUGGGCUGGGGGAGAGGUGGGGAGCCGGGGGGCCUCGCUCGGCGGGGGCUGCGAGGAGGGACAGGAGGAGACUGGAUCCUCCGUGUCCAGGCCAACUGCGACGAGCCCGGCCUGACAGUCCAGCGAAGCCCCAGCGACCGACGCACCUCAGCUCCCCGUGGGUGUCAGCCUCGACGUCGGUCGCCGGUGGUCGGUGACCGCGGAGCGAGCCCGCUUGCACGGCGCCGUGGCACCGCGUCGGCGGCUGUCAGGCUGCUGAAGAUCAAGAGCUCGGAGUCGGCGCUCGGUGCAGCUGGAUUCCGGAGAACACCGUUCGGACCCAAUCGAGCUUAGACCGGCUUGAGGAGGCGGCGGCGGCGGCGGCCAAGAAGCCACGGAUCGCCCGUUGUCGGCUUGUCAUCAUGGGCAACGCGCCCACGGCCAGGAAGGGCAACGAGAUGGAAAGCGUCAAGGAGUUCCUUGCUAAAGCCAAAGAGGAUUUCCUCAAGAAGUGGGAGAGUCCUGCACAGAACAAUUCUGGCCUGGAGCAGUUUGAGAGGUUGAAAACGCUCGGCACGGGCUCGUUUGGCCGCGUUAUGCUGGUGAGACACAAAGAGACGGGACAACAUUACGCCAUGAAGAUCCUCAACAAGCAGAAGGUGGUGAAGCUCAAACAGAUAGAGCACACUCUGAAUGAGAAGAGGAUUCUUCAGGCGGUCAGCUUUCCCUUUCUGGUGCGGUUAGAGUACUCAUUCAAGGACAACACUAACCUCUACAUGGUGAUGGAAUAUGUACCGGGUGGAGAGAUGUUCUCCCAUCUACGGAGAAUUGGCAGAUUUAGUGAGCCCCACGCUCGGUUCUACGCUGCUCAGAUCGUUCUGACCUUUGAAUAUCUUCACGCUCUGGACCUGAUCUACAGAGACCUGAAACCUGAGAACCUGCUCAUAGACCAACAGGGCUACAUUCAGGUGACAGAUUUUGGCUUUGCCAAACGUGUAAAGGGCCGGACCUGGACACUGUGUGGCACCCCAGAAUAUCUGGCCCCAGAAAUUAUUCUCAGCAAGGGGUAUAACAAGGCGGUCGACUGGUGGGCGCUGGGCGUGCUCGUCUAUGAGAUGGCGGCGGGAUACCCACCUUUUUUUGCCGACCAGCCCAUUCAGAUCUAUGAGAAGAUCGUAUCAGGGAAGGUGCGUUUCCCAUCUCACUUCAGUUCAGACCUGAAGGACCUGCUGAGGAAUCUGCUACAGGUUGAUCUCACAAAACGUUACGGGAACCUCAAGAACGGGGUCAACGACAUCAAGGGACACAAGUGGUUUGCAACCACCGACUGGAUUGCCAUCUACCAGAAAAAGGUGGAAGCUCCCUUCGUCCCCAAGUUCAAAGGACCAGGCGACACCAGCAACUUCGACGACUACGAGGAGGAGGAGAUCCGCGUCUCCUUCACUGAGAAAUGUGCCAAGGAGUUUGCUGAGUUCUAGAGUCAAAGAGCGACAGAUGAAGAAAGAGGGGAGUAGGGAGAGUCAAAGGUAGGCUGGUCACGUGGGAGACCUGAGGAGAGAGCACUGUCUCCUGUCCAAUCACAAGCACCAGCUACAAAAAAGGGAGGGGAAAUGGGAUAGAGAAGGGAAAAAAGAACUAGGAGACUGAUAACCAGCAGUGUUGCCUUUUCUGUUGCGUUUUUGUUGUGUUUUAUUUAUGAUUCUGUCUAAUUUAUGGAUCCCUUUAUAAUGGACAUUUGUUUCAGAGUCAUGGGUGUCGGGAACCCCACUUAUUUAGAGUUGCCUCUACACAUUUUCAGCCCCAAGAUUUGCCCUUCUCUUUUAUCGUUUCCUUCAUCUUUAAAUCACUUUUGCGCCACAACAUAGGGAAACCAGUCGGCCUGUUGGAACCUGCAGCAGUCUGUAAGUCACGACAUGAAGCCCAUUGAGUCUUGUACAAGUUGAAGUCUCAGUCUGCACAAAGGUUUCUUAAAUUUAAACUGACCGCUUACUUGCUCUUUCCCCUUUGAGCGGGAGGAGCAUGUAAGUGAACAUUUAAAUGAUGCUCACACGCGUAUGCACUUUCAUCUUGAAUUACUUUAUGUUUUGAAUUUUGGUCUUAAUUUGUACCUUAAAUGUUUAAGCCUGGACGCUCUUGUGUCAUAGACAAUAGACUUUCAGGUCUGUGGCACGAUGAGUCAAAGGAAAAACAGACGGUGAUGGAUCGUGUGCUCAAACUAAUUUCAGUCGGUGACCGAUGACACUUGAAGGUCAAUUCAGUUUACUGUGUAAGUCCGUCUAUGCUUCUUAUCAUUGCUAGCAUAGCCAGGCUUCGUGCAUAUCUACAGCACUCAAUUUUUUACAUCUUAUUAGAAACUAGUGGUUCUAAUGAUGUCAUGUCACGCUAACAAACAAGGGAAUACGGAUAAGGGAACAUCAAGGAAAUAUCUCAGUUUUAAUGGUGUUGCAAAGGAACACGAAACAUAAUGGUAUCUCAGGUUUGAACAUAUCACUUAAUAGACAUUUUAUCAACGUUAAGCGCUAGGAUCAGCAGGUAGCCAGGGCGGGUGAGACACUUGCUUUUCGUAUAUUCAGUAAAGGUCCAGUUCAUUUAGAGGAACACGAGGGAACAUGAGGAGUUGUGGUUUAGCGUCUUCCACCGUUCUCCCCUUCCACAAGAUUCGUUUUUUGCUAACUUUGACAAAUCUGUUUGGUCUUUAAAGCACUUGCUGUCUCUGCUCAGAGCUCACUUACAAGUCGAGUUGAUUGUGCAUGUCGAUUUUUCCACCGUUUGGCCCUUGUCAACUCCAAAUGAAAGAGACCACCUGAGGCGUGACUACCUCAAACUGCUUCUGGCUGGCGGUCACCAGAACUCUUUGGCCAAGUCAUUGGUGGGGGUCUGGAGUGUGUGCGUUGGCGUUAUGGUCUUCUGUAGAAACCUGUGCCCGGCCCUUUCUUCUGUGACUGUCUUAUACGUUACAGCAACUCUAUUCCCAUUUCUGUGUUGAAAACAUGCAUUUUUCAUUUUUCUCCAUGUGUUGGUGAUGAUGUGAAGAGGACCGGUACUCUGUCGAACCAGUCAGGAGAGCGCAGAGCACCUGGAGCCGAACAGAGCUUAGUGUGCUGAGAAGAGACAAAAGCGUUCUCCGUGCACAGUGUACGACUUGACUAUUUAAAGUACACGACACACAGCACGUCAGGAGCCCAGUGUCUCCUCAGCUCCUGAGCUACGUAACCAGUGCCCAGAAAGGGCUCCUUGUAGGAUUUGUCCAUUCAGAAUUGAUAGAAAUAACACCAAGUGACACGAGUGUCAGUCUCAAACAUUGAAAUGCUGUAUUUGAAUGUGCCGCUGUAAUGAGGAUCAUUGAUAAUUAGGCUCAUACAAGGCCCCUCUGUUUUUCCUCUCAUCAUUUCAAACUCUUGAUAUUUUUUAUUUGAUGUGUGUCUUUCCUGUCCAAAAUAAUUCCGAUAGGGGAAAAUAUAACGAGCUUUUUCUCAGACUUACACAUUUGUCAUGUGUAGUCAAAAUGUGUGUGUAUCAUUUGUCAUAUGGAAUGAUUUUUGAAUUGACGUAACAUGAAGCAAUUUGCAUCUGUUCCAGAUUAUAUUUAGGUCUCUGUAGCUCAGUGUCCAUGGCCGAAUGAAUCUGCUUUUGAAGGGGCCCGGGCCCAGAUGAAAACACCACUCCUCCCACUAUCUGUACAGUGUGUAUGUGCAAUUUUGGAAUAUUUAAUGGCCCCAGGUUCACUGAGUAGUGAUUGAUUUAGACUGAGACUAAUUAGUAAUAUGCACCAUGUAUGCACAAUAUGAUCUGAAUUAACGAGGGUCUUAAAGGGCCAAUGCAGUGAUUUCUUAUUGCACUUACCAUAAAAUUCGACGGUUGCGUGUGACACCAGAAUCUCCAAACAUCUUUCAUCAAGGCUCAGGCUCUGAAAAUUCUGGAUUCUCCAUUUACCAUCAUUUGACUCACAUUAACCCUGUUGAAGAUGUGUAGGUUCCCAGGUGAGACAAAUAUUUAUCUUUAUUUUUAUUUAUUUUCAUUUUAGUUUAUUUGACAGGGAUAGAACACAAAUGUUAACGGGCCAAUAUGGGAUGAUUUGUAUCGGUUGUCCCUGACGAGGUGUUAAAAGAGGAAAACAAUUAGAUUAAGGUGAUUAGCCUUAUAAAAUAGUUAUAUACAAAAUUUAGUAAAUAUGCACAGACUAAUAACAAAAUAACGUCAAUAAAUAAGUGUGACACGAGGUAGGAAGUUUAGUAACAGGACAUUUUCCAAGACGGUUCCAUCAAGGUGAACCCGGGGCGAUUAAACAAGUCAACCCAACUACACCAACUACUGAGCACUGAUUCCUCCUCUGUCCUCCCCCUGCUGGGGGGGGGGGGGGGGCAUUUAUCAAUCUGAAGUCCAAACCAUAUCGGCAGAGGGAAGGUGGCAGAAGCUGCAGGGUGGCUACAUAUGCAUGUAGUCAGCUGCUCCCUUAUAGGUUGUUAUGGUUUAUUUUACAAACCACUUUAUUAUUAUUAUCAUCAUUGUUACUAUUAUCAUCAUGACAUUGUAAACCACUUGUUGAGACUUUUUUGGCCGUAUUCCCUCCAUGUCCAGUUCAAUGUCGCCUCUCUCAUCAUGGACAAAAUGUUUGAAGUUAUGAUACAAUAUUAUUCUGUGUCUCCUCUGUGUUUUUGCAGUGAUACAACUUCCUCUCGAUGCAGGCACAAUGCUGGUUCAUACUGUCGCACUUUUUAGGGAAUUGAGACCCCCCUGCCCCACCCCACCCCCCACCCAAUGUAAACCAUGUUAACCCCCCCUCCUCCUCCUCCUAUGACACACACAUACACAUACACACACAAACACACACACUGCAAAGGGAAGCAUCUAAAGUCACGGGAACAGUGACCUAAAAACACGAAGUGUAAUAUUUUGCAACAUGAGUAUCAUUCCAAUAAAGUUUUACUGGUGAAAUUCUA